Bactrocera tryoni is the source of this 533-nucleotide messenger RNA. RefSeq lists its product as uncharacterized. The transcript is spliced from 2 exons. The record is from RefSeq and is a predicted model, not a curated record. The coding region runs from base 1 to 345 and encodes 114 amino acids. Lineage: Eukaryota; Metazoa; Arthropoda; Insecta; Diptera; Tephritidae.
AUGAAAUCGGCAGAACACUGGCUAAAUUCCACGGGCGCUGGAGUAGAGGAUGGCGAUGUGGAGCUGACUGUGAUGGAUAAAGUGCUUAAAAGUUGUCCGCAUUACAAACAAUUAGCGGACAUUUUUGCUACGGAGAGGGAAGCUGAGGUGGUGGUAAUGAGUUCCUUUGCAAUGGAACUCGACUCUAUGGAAAAUGUUGUGCAUGAUUUGGAAGAGCCCGAACCCGAAGCGGAGGAAGAAAAUGACACAUCUCUAUUGGCAUCUGGCUCAUCUGCGGCCAGCCCGUUUGUAAAAAAAUUAAGGCCAAACAUCAAAACACUGCCAUUGACAAACUGGCAACAUUAGAAGCUGAAAGAAUGAGCUUUCGGGAAAAACAGCUUCAAUUUGAAAUAGAAAAAUUCAAUUGGAUGAAGCAAGUUGAAGCAAACAAACUUGAAAAUGAAAAGAAGAAGAUCGAAAACGAUUUCGAACUCAAAAAAAUGGAGUUGGAGCAGAAUGAAAGAAUAAGGAAAUUAGAAAUUGAAAUGAAGUAU